Molecule: messenger RNA, 8049 nt
Organism: Dentiscutata erythropus
Lineage: Eukaryota; Fungi; Glomeromycota; Glomeromycetes; Diversisporales; Gigasporaceae
Source: the annotation of a GenBank genome assembly
AUGGAUGAAGAAAAUAUAUUUGCACCCUUCCAUCCUGAGGAAGAAUACACGACACGUAUCAAGAAUAUUUUGACUGAAUAUCCAGAUGGAUCCCAAAUCCUUAGAGAAAUAUUACAAAACUCUGAUGAUGCAAAAAGCUCCGAGCAAAUAUUCAUUUUGGACCAUAAUACUUAUCCCGACGAAAAAUUAUUUGAUCCAAGACUUGGCAGGUAUCAAGGGCCUGCUCUCUUAUCUGCCAACAACUCUAUUUUUCAAGAGAAUGAUUUUAAAUCAUUAUUGAAUUUGGCGAAUAGCGCUAAAAUGAACGAUUGUGAUAAAAUAGGAGUCAUGGGAAUCGGGUUCAAUUCAAUUUUCCACAUUGCUGAUGUAUGCUUCUUUAUUUCCGGAUCAUCUUAUGUUUUUAUUGAUCCUCAUGGUCGUGGAUAUUGCAAAGCACCGCGUGAACAACGAGGUACUAAAACUGAUUUUGUAAAUCAUAAACUGGCAAUGAAGUAUCCUGAUCAAUUCAUGCCUUUCUUAACGGCCUUAAAAAACAAUCCUCUAGAUGAACCUUAUAAAGGAACGAUAUUUCGAUAUCCGCUUCGAACCGAUAAGGAUGCUGUGGAGUCAAAGAUCUCGACAAAAAAAUAUACAGUCGAACAAGUUGAAAAAAUGUUUGACACCUUCUUCAAGGUUGACAAUAUCACAUGUCUUUUAUUCUUAAAAUAUAUUGAAAAAAUAUCAUUUUACGAGCUCAAAGAAGGUAGCAAAAUUCCCGAACUUUUAUAUGAAAUUGAACUGAUUAAUGCAGAAGAAAUAAGAGAAACGAGGACAUCGUUUGCUAAAAAUAUAAAGGACAAAAGGCAAUCGGAAGUUAGUUAUCAAAUGAAGUUUUAUCAAAAAUCUACUAAAGAUAUAACAGAAAUUAAAAGUGAAUGGCAAGUUAUCAAUUAUAUAGCUAAUAUAAAUGACGAAGAAUAUAAAAAAUUCAACACAAAUAUCCGUGAUUGUAAAUUUAUACCACUAGUUGGGCUAGCAGCACGAAUUGAUAAUAUAUCAGAGAAUAAAGGAAGGCUUCAUUGCUUUCUUCCUUUGCCUGAUAUAGAGGAAGACUUUUCAAUUUCGAUUAAUGGCUGCUUCGCCGUUAGCAAAAAUAGAAGGAAUUUGGAAAAUUCAAUUAAUAAAGAUUUGGCACCAGAUGAUCCAUUACUCCGCAAAGGAGAAUGGAAUAAAUAUUUAUUUGAAGAUGUUAUCCCAAUAGCAUGGAAAAAGUUUUUGUGCGAAAUGAAAAAUUACGUAUCAUUUGAGCAAAUCUAUACAUUUUGGCCAAUACCCCCAAUACCCACGGAAGGGUCUUCCGAAAAUUUGGAUAAGAAACGUGGUCUGUGGGCCAAACUUUUGCAGAAGGUUGUCAAUCAAUUGGAUGUUGAUUUGAAAGUUUUUCGCGGUCCCUUAGAUUAUUUAUCAAUUAAUAAUGGAUAUUUUUUUGACGAUGAUAAGUUCAAAAAAUCAAAAUCACCAGAUCUAUUAAAAUUGCUGGCUAAAUUAAAAUUUCCGGUUUUCGUAGAUAUUCCAAAAUUAAUCGUAGAUAAGCUAAAAGAAAGUACUUUAAAAGAUCAGAUGAACUUCAUUACACCUGAAAAAGUUUGCGAUCUCCUUAAAGUUACGUACAUGCAUGGUGAUAGUCAUGUUAAUAUUAAUGAUACUGAAAAGUUGCUUCUAUCUGAAUAUAUUCUUGGAGUUAAAAAUGUCAAUAAACUAUAUGGACUUCCUCUUCUUCCAAUUAAAAACAAAACCUUUACCACUUUUAAAUCUCGAAGUAACAACGAAUUUAAUUACAUUCUCAGUGAAGAAGAAUACGAGCUUAUUGAUAAAAAUUUUAUGGAAAAAAUUGUGGACAACACAAUAGAGAAAGAAGUCUUAUCAAAAUUAAAGGAUUUGGUAAAAGAAAAUGAAGAUAUUAAUUUACAAAAUCUUCCAGAAAUUGAAUUUGCCGAAAUUCUCAAUAAAAAUAUAAUGUCUUAUAAAGUUGAAGAUCCUGUAAGCAUUCAAGAAAUAAAAAUUAAAAAGAAUCAAAUAGAAUGGAUAUAUAAGAUUUGGGAUCAUUUACAAAAAAACAACAAAAAUUUGACAUAUUUUUUGGAUGUUUAUCUUUUACCAAUUGACACAAGUAAAAACGAUGAUUUUAUUGUCUUGAGGAAAUUAGGCGCAAAACAAAAAUGCUUAUGUCGUUCAUCUCAAAAAAUAAUUGUAGAUGGAAAUAUUGUUCAAAUAUUGUCUUUAUUAGGUUCUGCAUUUAUAAAUAUUAAUGAAAAUAUUUUAAACUAUAAAGGACUCGAAAACUAUGUAAUUAAGAUUGACGAAAUCAUUGCUGUCUUGUCAUCUCUUGAAGAACAUAGUUCAUUCCCUUCAAAUCUCGUUCAAGUUAAUCUUACUUCUCAUCAGAGACAAACAUUAACUAGUUACCUUGGUUAUUUGAAAAAGGAGUCUUGCUAUUUAAAGGUUGUUCCUAUAAUCAAAUAUAUUCCAUUAUUUACUGAAGUGAACAGUACAAAUAUUAUAAAUAUUAAUUCACUGAUUGAAUCUGGAAAAAAUCAUUUUUUACUCCCUAAAGAGGAUGAACAAUCGUAUGGACACAUUGUUUCGGAUUCAGUAUUUUUAGAAACUCACAGCUCUGAAGAUCUUUGUUUUCUUCUUGAAGAUGUAUUUAAAGUUCAACGAUUGAAACAAGAGGAAUAUUGGAAUAAUCAUGUUAUUUUGUAUUUAAGUUUACAAGAGCCAAUGAUCGUGGAUGAGAUCGUAAAAGAGCUUUUUAAACGGUGGGAAAUCAUAAAUUUAAAGGAUGAACUUUCUAAAAUAAAAUUUGUCAUGACAUCUUCAGCUGAUAAAAAAAAACAGAAGCCAACUGAUAUUUUUAAGCCAGAUAAGCAAUUAAAAGAUUUAUUUUAUUCAGAUGAACCAUUUUUUCCAGAUGAUAUAUACAGAAUGGAUUUUCCUAAAUUACUUGAAUUGGGAAUGAAAGAAUUAAUGACUAUUGAUGAUAUAGUCAACCGUAUAACAAUUUAUAUUUCAAACAAUGUCAAAAAUGAAACACGUGAAAAAUCGCUUUUAUUAUUGAAAUACAUUGACAAUAAUUAUCAAGAUCUUAAUAAUAGCGAUGAUUCAUACAAAUUACGAAACAAGAUAACAAUAGAAAAAUGGAUACCAGUCACAAAUCCAGAUGAGCAAUACUCAUUCUCAAAGGCUUUAGAUUGUCGAGAUCGGCUACACGCAACAUUUGCCAAUCGUGAAAUGCCAAUAGUUGAUUAUAUAAUUAUUAAUAGUGAUUUGCGCAAAAUUUUUGGAUGGAACGAUUACCCAUCAAUAGAUAUUAUGAUAAAUCAGUUAUUUCAAUUAUUAAAUGAAUUUAAUAUGCCAAAAGAAAAUUCUAAUAUGAAAGAAAUAAAUGACGAUAUCAAUAAAAUUUAUGAACAUUUAAAUAAUAUAGUUGAUAAUCAUAUUGACUUUUUAAAGAAUAAAUUGUCAGAUGCUAAAUGGAUUCUAAAUGAUGCGAAAAUUUAUUCAGCAAACGCGCUAGUAUUUACUAUUCCAAACUAUUUAAUGGGUUUUAAAUGGAGUUUGGUUUCGAAACAUAAUAGUAACUAUUACACUAAACUUCUUGAGAAACUUGGUGUUAAAAAAGAACCUGAGACUUCUGAUUGUCUAGAAAUACUCCAAAGUUUAAGCUUUAAAGAUAAUAAUAAGUUCAAUGUAAUAAACAUACUCGAAUAUUUAUCACAAAAAAAAGAAAUUUUAAAGGGAUUAUUAAUUCCAAAUAUGCUUAAUGAAAUGAUACCUCAUGAAAGCAUAUUUUAUAAUGAUAUUAAUGACUAUAACAAUAAGGAGUUAGUAAAAGAAAAUGAAAAUAUUCUAACGUCUCCUGAAAUUUCAAGCGAAUUAGCAAAAAGACUAAAGAUUAAAAAUUUCAGUGAAAAGUUUGUAUUAAAUAAAAUAAAUACCUUUGAUACCAAAAUAACAGCAACAUUUAAGAAAGCGCUUAAAGACUUUGAUCGUGAAGAAAUGGUAUUUCGAGAAUUUCUAAAAAACGCAGAUGAUGCAGGUGCAACCCAAUUUUGCAUCAUUCUUGAUGAUAGUGAUUACAGAGGCUCUAGAUCGUUGAUAAAAGAAGAAAUGGACUGCUGGCAAGGACCUGCAGUAUGGCUUUAUAAUAAUAAAUCAUUUACUGAAGAUGAUUUCAAAUCAAUUAUUAAUGUUGGUUGUAAUAAGAAGCCAGACAAAAUUGGAAAAGAUGGGCUUGGAUUUAUUUCGUGUUAUAAUUUAACAGAUUUACCACAAUUUAUAUCAAAUGAUAGAAUUGUAUUUUUUGACCCUCAAAGAAAAUUUCUUCCUGACAAUAAACAUGGUAGUAUAUUCUAUUUUGACGAUUACAACAAUGAUGAUAAAGGUCAUGUUUUCAACAUGUUUAAAAAUCAGUUUGAACCAUAUUUAAACCUUAAUGGAGAUAUAUUUGACCUCAAUUUUAAUAAUAAAGAAUUUAAGGGAGCCUUGUUUAGAUUACCACUCAGGGCAGCAUCAAGUGAAAUUUAUGAAAAAGUAUAUAAAAUUGAAAAUAUUAUAUCAUUAUUGGAAAGCAUGAAGAACGACAUAAUUUCUGAGUUGAUUUUUCUACGAAAUGUAGAAACUAUCAAGGUUUAUAGAAAAAAAGGUCCGCAAGAGAAUGCAGAAAUAUUGUGGAAAGUUGAAAUUAUAAAAAAUGAUCCAGGUCGCAAAUUGGUUGGAAAAAAAUUUCAAGCAUUUCAAAUUGAUAUACAAUUCACUGAAGAAAAUUAUUCAAAAAUUGAUGAAUGGCUUAUAUGUUCAGGAGAAAAGACCUCGGUUUCUAAUGAUGACCCUUCUCUGAGUGAUACAUGGGGUGGUGUAGCAACAACUAUUUCAGAAACCUCCGCAAGUGGUCGAAUUUAUUCACAUAUUCCACUUGACGUCUUUACAAGACUUUCUAUGAAUUUGCAUUCGAAUAAUUGGGCACUCUCCCCAGAUCGGACUAGACUUGACCUAAAUGAUGCAAAGGCAUCACAAAACAAGAACAUUUUAGAAAAAGUUCUUCCUCAACUUCAUGUAAAAUUUUUUGAAGAAUACAUAAAAAGACAUCAAAAAGCAGAAUUUCAAGUUAUUUCUGAAUUUUGGCCAAUUCCAAAAGAUAAUGAUCCUAAAAUAUUACAAUAUGGGCAAAAAGUACUUAAACUUGUAUCUCAAGGAAAUCACAAAAUAUUUUGGUCGCCUUUUAAAGGUGGAUCGUAUAUUGAUUUUAGGCACUGCUGUUUUAUAAAUAAAGAUACACCAAUAAAUAUUGUCGACUUCCUUAAUGAAAAUGAAUAUCCUACAGUUUUACUAGACCCCGAACAUUUAGAAGUAUUUGAAAAGUUAGAUAUUAAACCUCAAAAAACUGAUCCUCGACUUAUAAGAAGUAUUUUGAAAAGCGAGAGACUUUUAUUGGACUCAUCAAAAUUGGACAUUUCUUUCUCUCUAUUAAACUAUAUUCUUGAAGAUGAAUGUUAUGGAGAGCUUGAAGGCAUCCCAUUAGUUCCAUUAUUUGAUGAUAAAUUUGGUGAAUUUACUAGAUGCAAAAACUACAGCAUUGCAACGCAAGAAGAAUUCAAAUUAUUUCCCAACGCUGGACCAGAUCAUUUUGUUUCUAGAGAAAUAUUAGAAAGAAGGGGUCUAUAUGAAAAAUUCACUAAUUAUGAUUUCAGAACAAUUACAAAUAUUAGAUAUUUUACCUAUAUAACUAUUAGAAACUUUUUAUGUAAAGAAUUAGAGGAGGUUUCUGAGUUAGAAUGGGAACCUAAUUCAAAUUUAAUACCUAAUCAAGAAUGGCUUAACAAAAUAAUGAAAUGUAUCUUAAAUAGCACCGUAGAUAGUACCUUGCAGCCGUUUGAAUCAUUCCCGUUAAUUGAAGUAUAUGAUCCAAAUAAUCAUUAUCAACAUAAACUUGUUAGUUUAAAAGAUGCAAAACAUAGACCUUUACUAAUCUGUUCUAAUCUCGAAGAUGAUAUAAUUAAGGCGUUAACAAACAUUGGAAUUCGAUUCACCACACGUCAAUAUAAUAAGAAGCUUGAAGAAUAUAUUUUAAAAUUAGAGCCAGAUAAUAUUUUAUUUGUUAUUGAAAAAUAUCGAUGUUACGAUAACCUUUUAAAUAAUAAGAAGUCUAAAAAGAUUCUGAGCAAAUACUUUUGUCAAGAUUUAUCUCUAUUAAAUAAUGGAAUUGACAAAUUGAAAAAAUUGCCUAUAUGGCCAACACAUACUGUGAAAUCUGGAAAUAUAAUAUAUAGAUCUAUUUUAGAUGAAAAUACAUAUCUAAUACCAAAACCAUUUACAUUUUAUCCGCUAAACGAGUGCCAUAAUUUUUAUUUUAAUACAGAAAAUCAACCAAAUAUGCGCAAACUACUAGAAUCUUUAUCUGCUAAAAAGCAAACCAAAUUACCAUAUAUAAAAGCUGUUAUUGUUUCUGAUAUUUCAAUUCCUCAGGAUAUGCGAGAUGAUUAUUUACAAUUUUUAAUUGACAUAUUCUCUGAUAGUGAUAGCAUUGAUAAUAUUAAGGAUUAUAUCAAAGAAUUAAAAGUUAUUCCAAAUAAGGCGUUUGAACUUUGUUAUGCAAAGGAUUUAUUUGAUCAAUAUAAUUCUCUCUUUAAAUGUGUUUAUGAAGAUUCUAAUCGAUUUCCUCCAAACAAACUUCAAGAUAAUCAAAAAUCCAAAGAAGCACUUAAGAAGAUAGGUUUAAAACACAAUGUUAAUUCUGAAAUAUUUAUUGAAUGUGCAGAAGAAAUUCAGGCCAAUUUUUUGCGUGCAGAAAAAAAUUUAAUCAAGAGAAAGAAAAUCAAAAAUGCAGCAAAUACUGCAGUUUCUUACUUUUAUGAAAAUCAAUUAGUUUUAAAUUUUUCAACAGAUGAAUGGAAUAAAUUAUCAAAAAUUAAAUUUGUUCCAACCACAAAAAAAGUUUUGAAAGUUCCAUACGAAUAUAAUUGUAAUAACAAUAGUGAAAAACUGCAAAGUUUUGAAAACUUAUGUCUUUCAAAACAUAAAAAUCUUGCAUGGACGCAAUUAUCAUUCUUUAAAAAUGAACCAAAUGAAAACGUUUUAAAAACUUAUCCGAGUCUUGGUUUGCCUACAAUCCCAACAAUAAUUAAGCAUUUAGAAACAAUUCAAAAAGAGAUUACUAAAUCAGUUGAAUGGAAACGACACGAUACUUUACUAUUUAAGGCAAUAAAAGAUAUCUAUGAAGAAUUGAACUCACGAUGUAUUAAUACUAAAGAUAAAGAAGAAUUGCGUUUGUGCUUUCCCGAAGAUAUUCCACUAAUUUUGAAUAGUACAAAUCCAUUUGAUUCAGAAAGUUGGGUUAUUGCUUCACAUCUUGAUAUGAAUAUUCAAAAAGACUAUAGUCUAGAAAAAAGAUCUGUUAAUGAAUAUCUUAAAGUAUAUGAAAAUCUUUUACCACUAGUUGGAGUAGGUUCAAUGAAAAUUCCCAAUUGGCAUAAAGAUGUACCUGCUAAAAAUAAUUCUCAGCAAUUGUCAGAGUCAAUUAUAAAAUUUUUAGAAGCUGGAAAUAAAACAAUGUUCAACAAUGUCAUAUUUCGGGUUAAAAAUUGUGAAUUUUAUGCAAAUUCAUCAAUAUUAAUUUGUGCAGCACCAUAUUUUCAAGAAAUAUUUUUCGAAACAGAAAGGAUGAAAUAUGAACUAACAUAUGACGAUAUUGAGCCUAACUCAUUCUGUAUAUUAUUAAAUUGGUUAUAUGGAAUUCCCCUCCCAAAGGAUAUAAAUGGUAAUGAAAAUACAAACUAUAAUAAUAAUGAAUUUUUUCAAAUAUACGAUGAUCUUUUAUUAGCAUCUGAAAAGUUUAAACUCGAACAGCUUAAAAACUUGGUGGAAUAUGAAUUAGCUGAAUACGUUAAGGAAAAUUUAGUUGAUAGUGCUUUGAUAGAUGUUGAAAGGCUGGCAGAAAAAUAUAAUUUAACUAGUCUUAUAAAAUAUUGUGAACAAGAAGUUUUUGACUGUAAACUCAGGAUUUUACAGUAG